Molecule: messenger RNA, 1942 nt
Organism: Stylophora pistillata
Lineage: Eukaryota; Metazoa; Cnidaria; Anthozoa; Scleractinia; Pocilloporidae
Biological process (GO): proteasome-mediated ubiquitin-dependent protein catabolic process; protein polyubiquitination
Molecular function (GO): ubiquitin protein ligase activity; protein binding
Source: RefSeq, a predicted model, not a curated record
UAGAACAAAAACAGUGAUUUUAUUUCGAUACGAAACAGUGUUGGCAUCUUCUGCAACACCAUCCAUGUCUUCGAUUGUAACAUUGGUAUUCAAAUCCACUAUCGGCUUAAUUGUGAAUAAGGGCAGAGAUAAAGCGGCAAAGCAACUUAAAGAUGGCGAUGUAAUAGACCAAAAGUUUCGUUCUCUCAUCGUGCGUGAAAUCGACGAUGUCAAGUCAAGGUUGGAUGGAUUAUCAAGGAAAGAUUUGUUGACAAGUAUCAGCUUCUUCAAAGAAGGAAUCGAGUUGUUGUAUGAAGUGUUUGACAAGGUAAGGUCCCAAAGCGGUUUUGGUGCGGUAACAGCACGAGCGGCUUGUGCUGAAACAGUUUGUGUCGCUCAAGAAAUGAAAAAUUUGGAGCUUAGUGACCUUGAUGAGUCCGAAACGAGAAAGCUCGGUCAAGCAAAGGAAGCUUUCAAAGAUGCUCGUCAAAAAGCAACAGAAGCCUUCAACAACGAAGCACUAGAAACAUCCGACCGUAUUCUAGCCAUGCAAUACCGAGUUAUGGCGACAAUACUGGAAGCAGUGGACAAUCCCGCGGAUGCAUUAGCACGAUGCAGGGUGUGUAUUGACGAUUUACACUCCAUGGCAGCUGUAAAGAAAAGUUUCGAUGUUCAGCCUAAAAAAGGACUCCAGGCAGUCAGGGGUUUGGUCGGUAAAGAGGAAAGGAGGGAAAUCAUCUGCAAUGUCUAUCACGUGAAUCCUGUCAUCUAUGACGUCAGGUUAGCGUUUGGUGAAGAUUUGUCUUUUGCUAUCUAUCCCACUCAUGUUGUUGAUACCGGAAAAGAAGACGUUGAAUUAUUCACGGACGAAAGAGUAAUCAAAAUUCUGCGCAAGCAAGGCAUAGAGCACUGUUGUGUAACACCUUGGUCAUUUGGUGCGGCGGGUGAAGAGGAGCAGCAGUUGAAGGAGCCGUGGGGUAUCACUACAAACUCCAACGGAGAAUUCAUCGUUGGGGAAUAUGACAAUGGUUGUGUGAAGGUGUUUGACAGGGGCGGCAAGUUUGUGAAACAUUUUAGUCUCCCUACUGAUGAAGUAGAUUCAAAGUUAUUUAUCUAUGAUGUAGCCACAGACAUCAACGACAACAUCUUCGUGCUGACCGAACUGCAGAAGCCUGGAACUAAGAGAUCUUGGUGGGUUUAUAAACUUACAAAAACCGCUGACCUGCAUCACACGUUUCGUCUGAGAAAAGAGGACUGGUCCAGGGGAUUGUCAGUCAGUGACGCUGGAAAAAUACUGACAUUGAGGAACACGAGAGCAGUGGAGGAAUAUAACACUAAUGGAGAGUUUGUUCGCAACUUUGGAGAAGGAAUAUUGCAUAACGCGUCGGAUAUCACUAUCGCUAACGAUGGCCAUAUUAUGGUGGGGAACUUUGAUGGUGUUCACAUAUUCAGUGAACACGGCGACCACCUUAACUAUUUUCAGCUGCAAAAUCCACAUCUCAAUUCUGUAGUUAGGCUUACUUAUCUCCGAGCAGGUAAACAUGUCGUUGUCGCUUCUUCGAUGAAACAACUCCUGCAUGUAGAAACAUACACCAAUGAUGGUAAGUUUGAGCGCAGGGCUCAAAUUCGACGAGAGCGUUCCUACUGGCUUAAAGGCAUUGCACUGACUACUGAUGGACGCAUUGCUGUUACUUCAUCUUUCUCAACUGAGGUGCUCAUUGUGUGAAAACCUUACAUUUCCUUUUUCACAGUGUUGUUUUGGAAAGCUUUACGAGGAACUGAUAACUGUAAGCUUUUCCAAAACAGGAGUUUUAUGAGUUGAAUCAUGUCAUAGUUAUUUCCUGAUUUAUUAUAUUAACUUUGAAAUCCCUAGUAAUCCUGGCAACCUCAUUGGUGCAAUUUAUUCACAAUUGAUUCAAUUUGUAUUAUUAAAAUUCUAUUUUUAAAAAAGAAAAACUUGACA